AAGACAGGACGGAGCCGCAUUCUUUUUGUUAUUUUAUUAUUUUUUGCAAGCUACAUAACGAAAUUUUCACUCAGGGACUUCUAGCCGUGGCGUGUGGCCUAGAAAAUUCAGCGCAGUGCUGUAUUUAUAAUUGUGUUUGUGUGUAUAAGUACACGAGCCACACAUAUUCGUAAAACUCAGUCUCUAUCCUUAUGUGGCAAGUGCUGACCGUAAGCAAGCGGCAGCUGUCAGAUACAUCAGUCUUUUAAAUGAAACCCAGUGGAAUCUAGUAAAAUGAUUUUUACGAUCAUUUGCUUUCGUUAGGUUAAAGUUAUGGUUUUCCAUACGGGCCCUUAUAUAAAUUCGGUAUCUCGUUUUCUCUCUAGUACAAGUAGUACUUGUUUUUAUGCCGACUACAGACACCAUGGUGCAGUGUCAUCCGCCGUUGGAGUUGGAAGAAUUGCCAAAAGAAGACGAAGAAAGAUUAGAGAAAUUAUUUUCUAAAUUAGAUACAGAUGGAAAUGGUAAAAUCGAUAUUCACGAUCUCUCCGUGGCCCUCAAGGAACUAGCUCCACACAUAAACCGGAGUUACGCAGAGAAAUUUUUGGCUACAACUGGAAAGGAUGCUGGUGAUGUCACCCUCUCGGAAUUUAUUCAUUAUGUACGAGAACAUGAAAAGAAUCUGCGGCUGCAAUUCUCACACCUUGACAAGAAUAAAGAUGGAAAAGUUGAUCUGGAGGAACUUAUAUCUGCAUUUGCUGAUUUGGGCAUCGCAAUAGGACGUAAUGAAGCGACGAAUUUGUUAAAAAGAAGAGCAGUUUGGCCUAUACUUAAGUGGAUGGAUCAAGAUGGAAGCCUUAACAUCAGUUAUGAUGAAUGGCGAGACUACUUACUGCUGGCUCCAGCUACAGACAUACAUGCCCUCAUCAGCUUUUGGAGACAUUCAACUUAUCUGGACAUCGGGGAGGAUAUGAACGUGCCUGAUGAUUUUACACAAAGCGAAUUGCAAACUGGAAAGUGGUGGCGACAUUUACUGGCUGGUGGAAUCGCUGGCGCCUUUAGUCGAACGUGCACUGCACCACUUGAUAGACUUAAAGUAUUUUUACAGGUAAAUCCAACAAGAGAAAACAUGGUACGGUGUUUAGCUAGAAUGAUUAAUGAAGGUGGUAUUAGUGGUCUGUGGAGAGGCAACGGAAUAAAUGUAAUAAAAAUUGCCCCCGAGUCGGCUAUAAAAUUCGCAGCAUAUGAACAAGUGAAGCGACUGAUAAAGGGCGAAAAAAAGAAUCAGCCGUUAGAAAUCCACGAGCGGUUUAUAGCUGGGGCGUCGGCUGGGGCAAUUAGCCAAACUGUGAUCUACCCAUUAGAGGUGCUAAAGACAAGAUUAGCUUUAAGGAAAACCGGUCAAUAUCUAGGUAUAUUGGAUGCGGCAAGGAAGAUAUAUGCGAGAGAAGGACUGAAGUGUUUCUAUAAAGGAUACAUUCCAAAUAUUUUGGGGAUAGUGCCUUAUGCUGGCAUCGACCUCGCGGUCUAUGAGACUCUAAAGAAGAAGUACAUUAGUAAAUAUCAAGCGAACAAUUCGCAGCCGGGAAUAUUACUUUUGCUGGCCUGCGGAAGUGCGUCUUGCACUUUGGGACAAGUGUGCUCCUACCCCUUGGCUCUUGUACGAACAAGGCUCCAAGCCCAAGAGAGGUCAGCAAAGGGCGCAGAGGGCACCAUGAGCGGUGUGUUCCGUGAUAUAGUGCAGCGGGAAGGAUUCCGGGGCCUUUACCGCGGUAUAACGCCUAACUUCAUAAAGGUGAUUCCGGCCGUUUCCAUUUCGUACGUGGUGUACGAAUACGCCAGCCGCUCGCUCGGCGUCAACAUGACGUGAUUGCCGCGGUCCCACAUACGCGCAUUUCCUCUCGGACAAUUGUCCGAAAUACCCCUAGGCUCAAAUCGCCUUUCGACAUUCUAAUCCGCAUUAGCAAAUUGUGCAUUUGUAAUGUAAAUAGCUCUCAUCUAUUUUAAGACUAUUUAUUUUGUGAAUUUGAUUCCAUAUAUUUAAUUUGCCACCUGCAAUUAAUUUAUUUUAAAUAAUAACUGCUACAUAUUUUAAACAUUUUAUAUAAAUAAUUUGUGUGUGUUAAAUGUUAAUGGACAUGGUAUCGGACUCAAUUUAUGCCGGCAUAGCGCUGGAUUUUACAUCUGUGAUCACAAUAAAAUGUAUUUUUUUU
Messenger RNA from Pieris rapae (cabbage white), 2192 nucleotides. RefSeq names its product calcium-binding mitochondrial carrier protein SCaMC-2 (gene SCaMC). Gene Ontology annotation, molecular function: ATP transmembrane transporter activity; calcium ion binding. Gene Ontology annotation, biological process: transmembrane transport. Bases 386 to 1849 code for a protein of 487 amino acids. NCBI's taxonomy places the organism in Eukaryota, Metazoa, Arthropoda, Insecta, Lepidoptera, Pieridae. The record is from RefSeq and is a predicted model, not a curated record. The transcript has 8 exons. Gene Ontology annotation, cellular component: mitochondrial inner membrane.